Molecule: messenger RNA, 4579 nt
Organism: Etheostoma spectabile (orangethroat darter)
Lineage: Eukaryota; Metazoa; Chordata; Actinopteri; Perciformes; Percidae
Gene: tox
Product: thymocyte selection-associated high mobility group box
Exons: 11
Coding region: 558-2372 (604 amino acids)
Biological process (GO): regulation of transcription by RNA polymerase II; leukocyte differentiation
Cellular component (GO): nucleus
Molecular function (GO): chromatin DNA binding
Source: RefSeq, a predicted model, not a curated record
GAGUGGUCCGCGAGGCAUCUCUGCACCAAGCACACGCGCGGCAGCAGCAGCAGCAGCAUCGGAGGAAGAUUAAAACACAAGAGUCCCAACCAGGGGACAGACAGGGUCCAACAACGUCCCAUGUCCGAACCAAACACCGCCACCUACAACGUUAAAAGGAGGGAAAACGACGCUUUUCAAAGCUUUUAACUAUUGCCGGUUGUUUUUAACGCCAGGUAGUGAAGAAGUGGGUUCACUGGGAAGUUUACUAACGUUAAUUACAGCAGCAGCAUGAAAGCCGGUGUGGACAGGAGAGCAUCAGUCUAAACUUCACUGACUCCAUAAACUUGGUUUAGGUUUAUUUCGCCGAGCUAUUUGCUUGAAAGCUGCAUUAUUUUCCAAAAGAAGCUUGCUUUUUUGGACCGUACGUGGUUGUUUCUCUGUUUGGUCGCUGAGGGACUCGCCAAAACAUCUAACUUUGUAAAACAAAACAUUAAGGUUAUCAGACAUUCACAGAGAUACGAGAAGAAGGAAAGUCGAAGGGAAGGACAGACGGAGAAGUGGAUGUAUAUUGAGCCAUGGAUGUUUACCCACCUCCUCCUCAGCCUCUGACCGCGUCAGACCACACCAGGCUCGGGCAAUACUCCUACCCUGACCCGGCCUUUGGUACCAACAAGCUGGAUGGGGACACCAUGUUCCUGGGAAUGCAAGAAGCAGGCCUUGAUUUUGCCUCAACUAAUCAGUUUCGUGUGCCACAGCCCCCUCACCCUCUCAGCAAGAUGAACCCACCCUCACAGCACUGGAGGAGGGACACACACAUGGCUGACACACAUCGUCUGCCUUGGUCAUACUCAGUGCAAGGUUUGGGCGACGAGGACUUCAACAUCCCGCCCAUCACUCCCCCCACCCUGCCAGACCACAUGCUGCCCCCCCACCUCCCCCACGAUUCCCGCUCCGGGCCGUACCACCCUCUGGACCCCCACUCUAGCUCAGCUCCACACCACCCCUACCAGCUGCAGGGCAUGGAUCUGCCUGGUAGCCAAGAUGGAAAUGCUAUGUUGAACCAAGAUGGUGGCACGUUUAGUCCGGAUGGCGGCCCAAUGACCAGUACACUGUCUGUGAUGCAGCAGAUGGUGAACUCUGAUUCUCGGUUUAACAGCAGCCAGCAGCCAAUAGAAGCUGCGCUUGGACCCAGGAGCCAAUCAGGCAUGAGCCAGCAAAAUCAGUUGUCCACCAUCAACCAAUCACAGCUGGGACUCAGUGGAAACUCUGUUACCCAUAGUUCUCCUUCACCUCCUGGAAGUAAAUCCGCAACACCGUCUCCCUCCAGUUCAGCACAUGAGGACGAGAAUGAUGACGGACUCAGGCUGGGAGGAGAGAAGAGGCCAGCAACAGUGGACAUCUCCAAGAAACCUAAAACACCAAAGAAGAAGAAGCGAAAGGACCCAAAUGAGCCCGUGAAGCCAGUGUCUGCAUACGCCUUGUUCUUCAGGGACACCCAAGCCAACAUCAAGGCCCAGAACCCCAACGCCACCUUCGGGGAGGUGUCAAAGAUCGUGGCCUCCAUGUGGGACGGCCUGGGAGAGGAAGAGAAACAGAUGUACAAGAAGAGGACAGAGACGGCUAAGAAAGAAUAUCUAAAACAACUGGCUGCCUACAGAGCCAGUCUGGUAUCACAGAGUUACAAUGAUCCAUCUGAAAUGAAGCCGCCCCACUCUUCCCCCACACCUGCCUCUACCUCAAUGUUUACACCCAAACCUUCAGUCUACUCUGGUCACCCAGGCCAGCACCACUCCUCCAGCUCACUGGCCCACCCUCACUCCCUCCCUUCUCAUCAGCACCCAAGCAUGUACAUGCCGUACCCUCACCAAUCGCACCCUUCCAACGCCUCAAGCCCUGGCCUCAGCCCGCACCUGCCCCCUCAUCACACCCAGAUGCACCCCCAGCUCCAUGCCCUGUCCUCCAGAGGGACCGUGCCGCGGCCCAGCGUCCCCCACCAGGGAGCUCUGUCCCUUGGCAGCAUGGUGGCGGCGUCCACCCCUCCUCUCCAGGUCAGCCCUCCCCUCCACAGCCAGGCACACCUGGGAGGGCUGCACAGUCCACACCAUCAACACCACCAGCACCAUCAACACCACAAGCACCAGCAGCUCAGUGGACACUCACUGGGAAUGACGCACUCACCCGGCAUUACACAGGGCUACCACCCGUCCCUCCAGUCUGACUACCAGCCAAUGGGAGGAGGUAUGCUUAAUGGUGGAGCAGUGAUGUCAUCAUCAGUGGACUAUCAUCAGCUGGGUCGACACACGCCAAACCACCACCCCUCUCUGGACUGGAGCCCCGAUUACCAUGGCAACGGCAGUCUGCAAAGAGACAAACACCUCUAUCUGAGCUAGUCUCAGGACAAAGUGACACCAAACUUCAACCGAAACCCUUCGGCUGCCACCCCAGGGAACCUCUAGCCUCAUCUCUACAGGAACCCGGGCCAGCCUCCUCCAACCGUAACCAACAAACCACCUACACUUAAACUAAACUCCAAUUCAGCACUUCAAACAAAAGCCCAAGUUGUAGAAUAAAGGGACAUUUCUGUGUAUUAAUGCUUUUUUCGUGUUUCCACUGCAUGGUGCGGCUCGACUCAACUCUCUUGGAACCGUACUUUUUUGUUUUCCAUUAGCAAAGGUUGUGGAUGGUACCUGGUACUUAUUUUGGUACCACUUGAAUCGAGUUUCCAAGUAUGCUGAGCCGAUACUAGAAGGUGGCGUUCAAACACUGUAGACCACUGACUGGUCAGAGAAUCGUCACCAGAAUGGUCACUUGCGCUACGCGGUCCCCUGUGCCCUCCACAAACCCGCCAGUUAUUAAUAACCCAUGACCCCCCCGUCAAUGACGACCACAUUUAAAAAAAAAAACUCACUUAACUGAGAUUUAGCAUUGUCACAAUAGUACUCGCGUCCUGCUGUUUCCUGUUGCUGUGCUCUCAAAACAUCUUGCCAAAGGAAAAUUAGCCGGCUGGCUAACACUGGCACUUUUACAGAUCGGUUGGUUAAUGUGCAUUUUCUUUAUCAAUAAAUGAAUGAAAUUUAGGAGGAUGUCACAGCAGGUUUUGGCGGCGUUGCUGUGACGAUCAAUUAAAAAUCCCACCAAUUGAAGCGUACUAUCUGCAGUGGAAAACUAAAUCUAGAAAUGUAACUGGUACCAAAAGUGAGUUGACUAGAGUCCAGCACCAUACAGUGGAAAUGAGGCAUUACAAUCUUCCUCGGGACAACAUGCCAGAAACGGAAGAAGAAGAAAUACGUUCUUCCAUCUUCUGCAUGUCCCAUCAUGGCUGGCCUGACAUUGGUUAUUGGCUGGACUUUCUUCUACUGACCAUUCACAGCAUAAGCCAUGUACGGUAAUGCUUUGAAUUGAAAUGUAUACCGGCGUGGAGAGGUGGGCAGGUCCUGUGGUGUGAUUAUAUGUGUAUAUACUCCCAACAUCCCUCAAAAAGGGAUAUUCUGUCUAAUUUCCUGUCUGCCCUAAUAAGUCCAUAUCUAGUUACUUAUUUUGUGAAGAUGGUGUUUACCGUCAGUUCCAAAAGGCUCCAAAGAGCAAGUGUAAAUUUCUGUAUCAUAAUACUUUGAGCUGUCGAUUUAAAGCCAAUUGAUUUUUUUUUUCUUUGACCUCAUAGCUGCUGUAUCAUUGUACAGCCAAAGUCGAGAAAACACAGCACACAAAUAAUAGGUUGAUAACCAAAUACUUCCCCCGCUGGUUCUUUAAUUAUGAGAUUAUAAGCAUUCGAUUUGAUGAAGUUUGGACCGAAGUCCCACACACUCUGUAGAUAUAGAGAAGCGUAUCGCAGUGUUGAACAGAGUCAUAAUGAUUGAAUUCACACUGCUUUAUUCAGCUCAAGACAAAUAAGAGAAAGAGGUGGAACAGCACCUGAAGCAGUUUGUUGCCUUUCUAACCAGGUGCUGGCUGUGAAUAAUUGCGUAUGAUUAAAGAACUUUUCUUGUUCUCUCGCAGUGAGGCUCAGAUCUGCAGGGUAGAAAUUAAAUGUAUUUUACUCCAUGAAAUAAUGAAAUGUCAAACAAUUCUUUGUUUAAAAAAAAAAAGAAACAAAAAUACUCCUUUGUACGAUGACAGCUCCUCCUCCUGCCAUAUGUCUGUUGAUAAUAUUGAUUUAGAUCCAAACUGUGUGUGUGUGCGUGUGUGCGUGUGUGCGUGUGUGCGUGUGUGCGUGUGUGCGUGCGUGCGUGCGUGCGUGCGUGCGUGUGUGUGUGUGUGUGUGAAGUGUUAAUGAGGAGGCAGAGUGGUUGAUUGGGUUGCAUGGUCUCUUUUGUCAUCUCUAUUUCUCUGUGCUCAGAGACUAUUUAAGAAACUAUAACUGUUGCUGGGUUGGCUGUGUUUAAUGUGUUUUUUUUAAUCAAAUCAAGUUUUGUUUUAGUGUUAAUGACGAUGAUGAGAGACACAUCGCUGUCGCUCUGUAUCUCUUUGUAUUAAUGUGUUUUUUUGGCAGAUGAAAGGACUCUGGGCAAAAACAACCAUGAAGAUUUUCUUAUUUUUAGAUUCUAAUGUGUUUGAGAAUAAAGUCAGGCUGCAUUGAUGUGCAGUCAUUACUCCAAAA